Mesorhabditis belari is the source of this 465-nucleotide messenger RNA. Lineage: Eukaryota; Metazoa; Nematoda; Chromadorea; Rhabditida; Rhabditidae. The record is from the annotation of a GenBank genome assembly.
AUGGGAGAUGACGCCGAGCGAGAUGAAGUUGAGAUGGUUUUAAUGAAUUUGUAUGAGGAUUUCAUCAUUCGUAUACCGAAACUAUUGAUCUGGAGGGAUGACUACGUGACUCCAUGGACCGGCUUCUCAUCGAUGAAUGCGAAACUUCUCUACAUUCCACAUUUAAAUAAAUGGCUUGACUUUUUAAACUCAAUCGAUACGUUUUUGAAACAAAGUGAAGACCUAAAUAGUCAUGCAAAUGAUAAGACUUUGCUUCUCAUUCACUACCAUCAGACCUAUGGCAAGAAUCUAGGCACCGGCCUUGAGCGGAAUCCAAAAGAAAAAUUCCAACAAAUCCAAGAGAUACUUCUAAGCUUUCCGAAUGUUUUUGAAGUGAUCAACGCCAUCAACUGCAAGCGCAAGUCGGCAGCCAUUCCCCCAGUCCUUCAACCAGCUCCCUCCCCAUCACCCGGUCAGAUCCCGCUG